GCUGUUGUUCCCUCCGCCACCCAACUCUUGCGAGCGCAACUCCUUUCCACAUCCCGUGCAGACUCUCGGGCUGUAUUUAUCCUAUUUACGUGUAUAUCUGAACCACAUCACAAGGGCUAGUUUACCGUUCGUUCUAUUCAGUCUCGGUCGUUUUGCUCUCAAAUCUAUUAUUCUCAUAACUUCGGCUGUCGCAUGGGUAACAAGCGACAUCAAGAUCUCGCAAAGGUGAUCGAGGAGAGAGAUGCGCAGAUCGCAGCACUCGAGCUCCAGCUGCAGCUCACUGCCACCCACGCAUCUCAGAUGCACGCUAGGCUGCUAUCCGCACUCGACACCAUCGACUCGCUGCACAUCACGCACAGGAAGGAGAUCGAAGCGGAGAGGCGCAGCGGCGAGCGGGUGCGCGACAAGCUCGAGCGCUGCCUUCGGUACAUCAAGGAGGCCCAGGGGGACUGGGAUGAUAUACGAGAGGCACUGGCCGUGGUGCUAGAGAAAGUUGAGGCUGCGAACGACUAUUCGUUGUGGCCUCACAGUCGUCUGACAUUGAUGACCCCUCUAGACCCCAUUCCCACUCGCACCACCGGUAACGCAGAGCAAGCUGACGCUGACACACUGAACUACGCCAAAGCCAUCGUCGCAUCGCUGAGGUCCGAGCUCGAAUCAGAGCGACGCGCGCACGCACAGACGCGCGAACACGCCGAGGCCGAGGUCCUAUCGCUCACCGCCCGCCUCGCGCGCAGAGAGGCAGAGCUCGAAGCCCGUGAUGCCCACCUCCCAUCUCCACCGGAGCCUUUAGAGGACGAGCUAUUACUCCAUGGGGAAACGCGUUCGCCAGGGCGACCAACAACGAGCGACCGGGAGCGAGCAUCAUCUCACAAGCCACUGCGGUACACGCAGGAACAAGCGGUCCAGAUCCUCGAAAUCUCCGCGUCGCGGAACCGGGAGCUGGAAGCCGAGGUAAAGGGCAUAUCUGAGCGCCUGGAACAUGCCCGGCUGAGCGAGAGCACUUCCACGCGCCGCGCCAACUCGUCUCCGAGCCUCGUCUCUACUGCUGUAAGUUCGCUUUUGGCAGGAAAGUCUCCCCCUGCAGAGCCAAUGCGCACCAGCGAAGCAGUCGCUGCCGGUAACACCUACCUUGCCGUCCAAAACGUGCAUUCGCAACUAUCUCCCGUGGUGAGCAUCCCACCCAGCCCAGGCUUGCACGCCCGCUCGGCCCAGUUAUCCCCCUCGCCCUACACCCUCCCCCCGCUCAACCUCGCCGCGGCCGCGGCCACCGCGCCAAACCCACCUGACAGCUUGCUCGAACGCUGGCCAGAGCUGCAACGCCUGAACGACGAGAUCAAAUUAUUCUCGUCGCAAAUUGACGCGUUCCACGCGGAGCGCGAUGCGCUGAAAACCACAUUGGCUGAUGGCAAGGACAAGAAUCUGAACGGUGCUGUCAAAGAACCUAAUGGCGAUGAGGAACGUGACAAAGAGUGUGAGAGGCUGAAGGAAACGGUGAACGGACUGAAGCGCGCGAUUCGUGGAACGCGGGAAUUCGCCGAGUCACGCGAGCGUGAAUUCCGCGACGAGAUUGCGGGUUUGCGGCUCGAAUUGGAGGAGGCGACGAAUCCGCCGAAGGUCGACGCCAGCGCAGCCGCCGAGGACGUCGCGGUGCAGACUGAUGCGCUGGAGGAGCCCGCGCCCGCGCUGGCCGGGACUGGGACUAGGGCGGCAUCAGCCGUAUGGACAGGGAACCUGCUGAACGGCGAUGAAGAACAGCCCAUGGAUCUAGCAUCGCCCCUGCUGCCUACAAUUCUCUCCGUGCAUGAACCUGAAGCUCGACGGUCUUUGCCGCAAGAGACCGCCGCCCCCUCGGAAGGUCCACCAGAGCCGCCGACAAACCUUAGCCCGGACAUCCCUUCGUGGUUGUUACCCUCGGUAUCCUCGCCCCCGCUGGGAGAUUUACUCCCGGACUGGCCCUCCCUCCUCUCUCCCCUCAACCUCGAGCAGGAGAUCCCGGGACACGAGCACGGUGCGGUGGAGGGAGGGCGGAUGGAGGCGAUCGAGAGGGAGCUGGCGGCGGCGAGGGAGGAGCUGCGCGACAAGGAUACGCAGCUGGGUGAGCUGAGGGAGGUGAUGGAGGAUCUGCGGGCGGUGGUGUACGCGGGCGCGGAGGACUCGGACGCGAAUGCGGACGCGGACGCUGACAAUAGUGGGGCCGGGAAUGGAGACGAUGGUGGAUAAGCUCAAGGUUGUGCCUGCGUUGUGCGAUGUAACAUAAUUAGCUACACCUGAACGAUGAACCUUUUUUCUGUUCGGUGUUCGGUGUUCGGUGUGUGGUUAUUCGGAGGUGUGCGUUCUUCCUGAUACAGAUCCGUGCGAGUGCGUUUUUUCCGUUUGCAG
Laetiporus sulphureus 93-53 is the source of this 2382-nucleotide messenger RNA. RefSeq lists its product as uncharacterized. The transcript has 7 exons. The record is from RefSeq and is a predicted model, not a curated record. Bases 193 to 2223 code for a protein of 676 amino acids. NCBI's taxonomy places the organism in Eukaryota, Fungi, Basidiomycota, Agaricomycetes, Polyporales, Laetiporaceae.